Messenger RNA from Thamnophis elegans (Western terrestrial garter snake), 1580 nucleotides. RefSeq names its product cell division cycle 37 (gene CDC37). Gene Ontology annotation, biological process: protein stabilization; protein folding. The record is from RefSeq and is a predicted model, not a curated record. Gene Ontology annotation, cellular component: cytoplasm. Gene Ontology annotation, molecular function: heat shock protein binding; protein-folding chaperone binding; protein kinase binding. NCBI's taxonomy places the organism in Eukaryota, Metazoa, Chordata, Lepidosauria, Squamata, Natricidae.
GGAGAGGCGGCACCCCCCCCCCCAAACCAGCCCAGAAAGUCGUGGGAGCGGCGGCGCCAUGGUGGAUUACAGCGUCUGGGAUCACAUCGAGGUGUCCGACGACGAAGACGAGACCCCCAACAUCGACACUCCGAGUCUUUUCCGAUGGCGGCACCAAGCCCGAGUUGAACGGAUGGAACAGUUCCACAAGGAGAAAGAGGAAAUAGACAAAGGGUCCCGGGAUUGCAAACGCAAAUUAUCUGAGUGCCAGAAGAAAAUAAAAGAACUUGCCUUGACUAAUACAGCGAGUAGCAAAAAUGAGCUGCAGAAGUUGCAGGCUGAGGCACAGCAACUCAAGAAAGAAGAAAAGAGCUGGAGAAUAAAGGUAGAAGAACUCAAGAAGAAGGAAAAGAACAUGCCCUGGAAUGUUGACACGCUUAGCAAAGAUGGUUUCAGCAAGAGUGUCUUCAACGUCAAAGCUGCAGAUGAGGAAUCUGAAGAACAGAAAGAGAAGAAGCACAAAACAUUUGUAGAAAAAUAUGAGAAACUCAAGCACUUCGGAAUGUUGCGGCACUGGGAUGAUAGUCAGAAAUACCUAUCUGAUAAUCCACAUCUUGUUUGUGAAGAGACAGCCAAUUAUUUAGUCAUCUGGUGUAUUGAUCUGGAAGUAGAAGAGAAACAUGCCCUGAUGCAACAGGUAGCCCAUCAGACCAUAGUGAUGCAGUUCAUUCUGGAGCUGUCUAAGAGCCUGAAGGUUGACCCUAGAGCUUGUUUCAGACAAUUUUUUUGCUAAAAUCAAGGUGAGUUUUAUGAAGCUGAACAGCAGUAUAUGGGUUUUAAUGAUGAACUGGAAUCCUUCAAGGUCCGAGUGCAGGAGCGGGCUAAGGCCCGCAUUGACAGAGCUAUGAAAGAAGAUGAGACGAAGAGCGGCAAGCAACGGCUUGGGCCAGGGGGCCUUGAUCCCGUAGACGUGUAUGACUCUCUCCCACAAGAACUUCAGAAAUGUUUUGAUGUGAAAGAUGUGCAGAUGCUUCAGGUCAUCAGCAAAAUGGAUCCGACUGAAGCAAAAUACCACAUGCAGCGAUGUAUUGAUUCUGGCCUGUGGGUACCAAUGCCAAUCAGCAGAAGGAGCCGAAAAGGGUGAUAAGUUGGAGGUGCCUAUGAGGAAGUUAAGAAGGAGAGCCCUGAGGAAGAAAAGGAAUCCCUAAAGCCUUGGCCGCGUGUCUGUAAAGCAGAUCUCCCCAUUAUCUUCUGCCCAUCCUUUCACACCAGUCUGUUCAAUGAUGAUGUACUCUACACAUUUAGACACUUUAUGAAAUUGUAUGAGCUGCUUCUUGACUGGCUUCGCUUGCUCGCCCUGUGAACACAGUUCCCAACUUGUACAGCUUUGUUAUCUUAUUGGAAGCCAGGAUUCAGGGGAGUCCCAUGCACCAUAACGCAUGUUCAGAGUGGCUUGGCGUAGCAGUUCCACCUUCUCUCUGUUGCUGUGAUGACACGAAGUCAGUGUCCUAGUUACAAAUGUGCUAUUAAUAUCUUAUCUUUUUGUUUGACCACAGUGAAAGCUAUUGAGCAAAUAAAAAGGUUGAAAUAGCUGAGAUUGA